CUCUGGGCUGAAUGAGGAUUGUCCUGUUCAAGAAGAUACACAUUCCUUCAUAGUGUUUACCAGUGUUUUCCAAUAUCCAAGCUAGAGUGGCAUAGCAGUAGCAUAUGCACGAGUUCUUGUUAUGGUUUCCCAUUCGGCAUGCACUCAUAGGUUCUGCUGGUGGAUGUAAUAGCAUAGCGAGACAACAGAAGACUUACAUCAGCACAGCAUCUAUUACUAAUGAUGAUGCCAACUUGCAGCCAGCACUAUUCAAAGACAAAGUUGCAGGGUCUGUGACAUUCUAAGGGAACAACACCAACAAUAACUGGGAUAAAGACCCUGUAUAUCUUCCUGCCAAACACAUGGCUUCAUCACAGUCUGAUAUACCUCCCAUAUUUGAGAAACCAUGAGAUCUCCCUGUGUCACCACCAACCACUCACUCAAAAAUAUGCAGUAACUCCACAUAAGCAACAUAGGUGAUGAACAGAUGGCUGCUGGAAGGAAGAGAGAAAUAGUAUUUUUAAAUCUACCAGGAUUAAGAAUUCAACAGGUCACAAAGGCAUCAUUAUGGCAGAUGCUGGAUUGCAACGCAGAAGAAAUCAUCCAUUUUCAGAGAGAGAGAAUGCUACAUUGAUGAAGGCUGCACUUACCUUAAAGGAAAAACUUUUUCGCAAAGGUGGGAACAAGCAUACUAUGGACAUACUGUUGGAGAAGAUGACACGCAAAAUAAAUAAUGCUGGUGGUAGAGAGCGCACUGUGAAUGCCUUUCAAAAACGUUUGAAUGAUAUGAAACGCCAUGCACAUAAAAAAGCAAAUUCCCUUAAAGAAUACCUAAGAUCUGGACAAAACCCACCAGUAGGUGUGCAUCUCACAGAAGAUGAAAAACGUCUCAUUUCUGUAUGGAAAGUUAAACCUGGUGGCAUCAUUAUGGCAGAUGCUGGAUUGCAACGCAGAAGAAAUCGUCCAUUUUCUGAGAGAGAGAAUGCUACAUUGAUGAAGGCUGCACUUACAUUUAAGGAAAAACUUCUUCGCAAAGGUGGGAACAAGCAUACUAUGGACAUACUGUGGGAGAAGGUGACACGCAAAGUAAAUAAUGCUGGUGGUAGAGCGUGCACUGUGAAUGCCUGUCAAAAACGUUUGAAUGAUAUGAAACGCCAUGCACAAAAAAAAGCAGAUUCCCUUAAAGAAUACUUAAGAUCUGGACAAAACCCACAAGCAGGUGUGCACCUCACAGAAGAUGAAAAACGUCUCAUUUCUAUAUGGAAAGUUAAACCUGGUGAAUCUUCAUCAGUGAAAACAGGUACAGCAAAUACAAUGAAAAAAGAGCAAAUUGCAUCCACUUCCACAAAUUCUGGAUAUGUUUACUUGAUUACGGAAGACAUGGAAGAUAACUUACAACAACCACCAGAAUACUUUAAGAUUGGUCUGACUAGAUUUCCACACCGCAGACUGACACAGCUGCAGAAAGAUAAUCCGAGGAAUCUUGAGUACUUUAAAGUAUUUCCUGUCAAUAAAAUGAGUGCUUGUGAAAGUAAAGUUAAACAAGCAUUUAAGGAAAGGAAGGCAAGAAAUGGAGGUGGAGAUGAGUGGUUUGUGAAGACUAAAACAUUUGAAGAUCAGUUAGCUCGAUUUGAAGAGACAUGUAAACCAUUUUUAAUUCCUGAGGGGUCCAUUUAUGCACAUCCUAGACGUCCAGGUUACUUUCACCUGCUAUAUGAGAAAACUUCUCAUAAUGCAUUUGUGUACUUUAGAAUUGUAUUUACACUCCGUAGUAAUGUUUUAUACACAAAUACUGGAAACCCAAGAAAAAUAAAUACUCGGUUGAUAAGAAGGCUGAAAAACUUCCCAGAUCCAACAAAGCAGUUCCGUAUCAUCAGACUUAUUCAACGUCUUAGGGCUACACUGAUAACAAAUGCAUACAAUAAAGAUUGUUGGUUUAAAAUUGAAGUCAGCAGAUUUAAUGACAUUUGUAAAAGGGUAACUGCUCUAGUUGAAAGAAAAUGUGGUUUUAUAGAAAGUAGGUCUACAAAUGACACUUCUUAAGCACUUACAGUAUGAAACUCAUAUCAGGCAUUGUUGUUCAAUACAAGCAUUGCAAAAUAACAUAGUUUUAAUUCAAAUAUCCAAGUAGAAUAAAAAUUAUUUGCAUCUGAAACUUCUUGUGGCAAGCAUUGCAAAAAGUUCCCAUUUAGGGUUGUUUGCUCAAUGCAUCCUAUAAACAAUGAUUCUUAUUUACAAGUUGUACCAACUCAGCGUAAAGAAUAAUACAUAUACCAUUCUGAUAUCUGGAUUCAGAAUUAUGUCACUUAUAGUUGCAAGCUGAGAAUGACAGUAUAUAAUCCAUUAAGCCCAGUGUGUACUGAACUGGCAUUGGGAUUCUAUAAAAAUAUACAGUUCUAUUUAUUUUGAGAAAUACAUUUUAGAAAAAAUAAAAUGAGACUUUUUUUCUUCUGAAUUAGUAGCUACAAAUGCUAUACUAAAACAUGGCAAAACUGUGUGAACAUUUGUUGUUAUUAAUUUAUUUGCUUUGUUUUUGUUUACUGGGUAGAUAUAUUGGUCAUGAGCAUUAAUUACUUUUUUGUAGGGUAUGAUGCAACAGAAAAAAAAAAACAGGUAAAGUUAGACUCAAAUAAUACCAAAAAGUCAUAUCCAUCUUUUCAACCACAGCCCCCUUCUCCCAUUUUUGCACAUGGGGUUAGGGUGUCACUAUAACAUGUUAAUGUAUAAAACCUGCUGAAAUAAUAGCUGUGAUACAGAAGGAAAUCAAUCAAGAUAUUAAGUAGUAUCAAAGCCAUAUUAAAUGCGUACUCUAACUCUUUUACAGCAGGAAUUAGACUGGAAAAGUCCAACACGGUUACUAAUAAGUAAUGGUCAAAAGAAUAGCACAUAGGCUUCUAGUUUUCAUAUACAGUGAUAUAUUCAUGCUUUUUACUCAGUCUCACACCUUCUCAGUGGGUAACAUCUUUCUCAGCAUCCUUUACAUUUCUUUCAAGUCUAUUUUAAUUUUUUAUCAUAGCUUAAUAAAACGCAGACUCCCACUAAAUUGCAUUUACCCACCUGCUCUAAUUGUAUCGAGUUCCCAUAACUUGUCAUUCUCCACUUAAUGUACUUCUCUUUUUCCUUCUCACCCUGUUAGUGUUUCUUCUUUUCAUGUCUCAUACCAUUAACAAUAUUAUGAAGAUGUGUGUGUGUGUGUGUGUGUGUGUGUGUGUGUGUGUGUGUGU
Molecule: messenger RNA, 3203 nt
Organism: Protopterus annectens (West African lungfish)
Lineage: Eukaryota; Metazoa; Chordata; Ceratodontiformes; Protopteridae
Exons: 4
Coding region: 547-2022 (491 amino acids)
Biological process (GO): regulation of transcription by RNA polymerase II
Cellular component (GO): nucleus
Molecular function (GO): RNA polymerase II cis-regulatory region sequence-specific DNA binding; DNA-binding transcription factor activity, RNA polymerase II-specific
Source: RefSeq, a predicted model, not a curated record